AUGGCUGUGCUUAAAACUGUUCUGUGCUUUACUCUCUUUUGCUUGGUCCACUGCUUACCCUCCUUUGUAGACAGAGGAGAAGCCAGAAUGCACUUUUCUGGAUCUGACUUAGGAUCAAAGGUAUUAAGCACUCUUUAUGGAAAGAGGCAUCACCAAGAUACAAAAUUUCCAUUUUACAUGAUGCAGCUCUACCAAACUCUAAGCAACAGACGCCACUCAGACGUUCCCAUGCCUGAACAUUAUUCCCUUCCAGAAUAUGACACUGUUCUAAACUUGGUUGCUAAAGAAUGCUUUCAAAAAGACGGUAAUUGGGCACUGCUUUUUGACAUGUCUUCCAUUUCCAACAACAAUGAAUUAAGGUUGGCACAGCUAAGAAUCCAUCUUCCAUCUCUGGAGACAUCACGCAAUGUGACGGUGGAGAUCUAUCAUAGCAAGAAUGGACAUAAUAUGUUUUUAGGGUCAUUUGCCACUGACUUUUCUGUUGAACAAAACUCCUCCUGGAAGGUUUUCAAUCUUACUGAUAUAAUUCAGCGCUACCUCAAUCAACUAGACAAAUAUUCUCACACAGAAGAUAUGUGGAUUAAGAGAACAGAAAGAAAUAACAUGGAGACAAGGGUAGCAGAAAUGUUAGCUCAGACAGAAAAUAGUCUUCGGCAGAAUACAGAUAGUGUGGAUGUGCCCUUCAUCACCACAGAAAGAGUUAUGCUGGUGGUGUUUUCCAAGGACAAGCCAUCUGCCAACCUUUCUAGUUCCCUUAGCCUCAUCAAAACAGUGGAGACAUCGAAGCAUGUUACACUUGAGAAAAGUACCAGACUGUCAAGUAUAAGGAGACACAGAAGGAACAGGAAUGAAAAGCACCAUCUGUUCACGGGCAAUGGACCCUCAAAUCCAGUGGAAGUUGGGAAACAUCUUUGCAGGAAGGUAGACAUGAUUGUAGAUUUUCAGAAAAUUGGUUGGGAGAGCUGGAUUGUCUAUCCAAGAAAGUACAAUGCAUACCGGUGUGAAGGAGCCUGUCCAAUCCCCUUGAAUGAGACCUUCAAGCCAACGAACCAUGCUUACAUGAAGAGUGUGGUUAAGCUGUAUCAACCGGAACGAGUGGAGUGUCCAGCCUGCAUUCCAGUGAAGAUGAGUGCAUUGUCUAUGUUGUAUUUUGAAGGCAAUGACGUCGUUUUGAAGCACCACGAGGACAUGGUUGUUGAGGAAUGUGGGUGCAGCUGA
Molecule: messenger RNA, 1218 nt
Organism: Pelobates fuscus (common spadefoot toad)
Lineage: Eukaryota; Metazoa; Chordata; Amphibia; Anura; Pelobatidae
Gene: NODAL
Product: nodal growth differentiation factor
Exons: 3
Coding region: 1-1218 (405 amino acids)
Cellular component (GO): extracellular region
Molecular function (GO): growth factor activity; cytokine activity
Source: RefSeq, a predicted model, not a curated record